AUGUUCAAGUUUGCUACUACACGGUUGUACGGUUCUUGCACCCUGUUCAAACUGCUCUUGUCCAUCAAGGCCACUCCGGCCCAUGCUGAUCAGGCUUCCACAGCUGCCAAAGACAGACCCCCAACAACUGCCGACAACAACUCAUCUGAAGAGGAGGACGAUGAAUCCCAGGAGGGAGCGGGUUCUCUGUCCGGACCAUUCAAGAAGGUGACAAAGAAGAAGAAGAAGAAGUCGCUCAUUUCCGAUACCCUAGAGAAUCAUUUUCUCAAAGAUCUAUCCCCGGCACAACGCAAGCUGGCUGAAGCCACCGACCGCAAACUGAAGAAUGAUAUUGAUCGCCAUAAGGCAGGACCACUCUUCCUGAUGAUCCUUCCUGGAGAAAUGGAAGGCUCUUACAUCUUUGUAUGCCGCAAGAAGUACGCUGAUCGAGUCUUGGGUAAAUGGAUUCCCAAAUCUGAGAUCCAGGCGACGCGUCGUAAGUGUUUGGUAUGGUGCACCAACACACUACGCGCUAUUGAGGCCUCCGAUCAGUCCACCAAGGUGGAGGAAGCGCUGGAGUUUUUGGACGAUGUGAUUGAAGACACCACCAAUGUCUACCAAGGUCAACUCUUGAUCGAUAUGGAUAUGGCGAAUGCCAAGGAUAUUGACAAUGGUCAAACGGUCAUGGGGAUGCUGGAUGAAAUGCACGAACGCGAACAACAACUGGAGGAUGCCUUUGUGGAAAUCGAGGCUCGUGACAACGCCUUGGCGGCUAAAGACCAGGCCCUGGCUCAGCAGAAAGCCGCGACUGCGGCUCUUCAAGCCCAACUUGACGCCCUUCAACGUCAAAUAGCCCACCACUUGGCCAUCGACUCUCAACCACCUGCUCAAAACAAUGAGGUCUCUCCAGAUCGGUCCGAAUUCACUACGCCACCAAAAAAGAGGAAAAGCAAGGAUCCUUCCACGACUAAGAGGCGCGUUGACAGGUCUAAGGCUGGUCUUACGCCGCCCACUAAGUCCACUCGUACCAGCACGUCUGUUCACUUUCAGCAGCCAAAGCAGCGCUCUUGGAACACGUCUCAGGUCCAGGUGAACACAACUCAGAUGGAAGGUGAUACUACGACAGCUGUGUCCCAGGACGAGAGCCUCUCAUCUCUGACUGCGGCAUAUCCGGGAGGUGUACACCCAUUUUUUCUCCCUUCUCCAUCUAGCAAAUCCGGUACUAGCGGAUCUGCUAAGUUGCCUUCUUUGGCCGGCCGCGGAGCGCCAUGA
Molecule: messenger RNA, 1251 nt
Organism: Cylindrotheca closterium
Lineage: Eukaryota; Bacillariophyta; Bacillariophyceae; Bacillariales; Bacillariaceae
Source: the annotation of a GenBank genome assembly